Molecule: messenger RNA, 2143 nt
Organism: Ceratotherium simum simum (southern white rhinoceros)
Lineage: Eukaryota; Metazoa; Chordata; Mammalia; Perissodactyla; Rhinocerotidae
Gene: ZCCHC12
Product: zinc finger CCHC-type containing 12
Cellular component (GO): nucleus
Source: RefSeq, a predicted model, not a curated record
GAGGGGGGAGAAAUUGUAAGCUGUCUGCCUUGAACCCCCUUUGCAUCUCCUCAUCUCUUCUUGGGGAGGAAAAUAUAGGUGUGCGUGUCCAACUCCUAUUCCCUUUCUCCGUGGCAGGCCAUCAACGCCGAAUCCCAACUUGAAUUCUGUGCGGCUGAUUGCCGAGCUGUCUUGACGCUCUGAGGUCCCGGAUCGGCGACCCCCGGUGGACAAAGGUCGACUGUACCUUGGAGGCGAGCUUUCUCGUGGAGGCCACAGGUUGCAGAGGCUGGAAGUGAAAUAAAGGCGCGCGCUUGUUCCUGAGCUCCUUCUCUACUGAGAUUGGAGAAAAGCACUGACCCCCGGCACACCUGCAGAUUAGGCUUUUCCAAAAAGCCUGAACAUCUUGUUAUAUUCACAUACCCAGUCAUCGUCAGACAUGGCCAGCAUCAUUGCACGCGUGGGUAAUAGCCGGCAGCAGAAGGCACCCUUGCCGCCUUGGGCCCAUUAUAUGCUGAGGUCCCUGGGAAGGAGUCUUGGUCCUUUAAUGGCCAACAUGGCAGAGAAGAACAUGAAGUUGUUCUCUGGGAGGGUGGUGCCAGCGCAGGGGGAAGAAACCUUUGAAAACUGGCUGAUCCAGGUCAAUGGGGUCCUGCCAGAUUGGAAUAUGUCUGAGGAGGAAAAGCUCAAGCGCUUGAUGAAAACCCUUAGGGGCCCUGCCCGGGAGGUCAUGCGUUUGCUCCAGGCGGCCAACCCCAACCUAAGUGUGGCAGAUUUCUUGCGCGCCAUGAAAUUGGUGUUUGGGGAGUCUGAAAGCAGUGUGACUGCUCAAGGUAAAUUUUUUAACACUCUGCAGGCACAAGGGGAGAAAGCCUCCCUUUAUGUGAUCCGUUUAGAGGUGCAGCUCCAGAAUGCUAUUCAGGCAGGGGUCAUAGCUGAGAAAGAUGCAAACCAGACUCGCCUGCAGCAGCUCCUUUUAGGGGCUGAGCUGAAUGGGGACCUGCGCUUCAGGCUGAAGCAUCUUCUCAGGAUGUAUGCAAAUGAGCAGGAGCGUCUUCCUAAUUUCCUGGAGUUAAUCAAGAUGAUAAGGGAGGAAGAGGAUUGGGAUGACACUUUUAUGAAACAGAAGCGGGCCAAGAGAUCUGAGUCAAUGGUGGAGAGAGCAACCAGCCCAGUGGCAUUUGAGGGCUCCCCACCAAUAGAGAGUGGCAGUGCUAACUGCAAUGUGAUAGAGAUAGAUGAUACCCUCGAUGACUCAGAUGAGGAUGUGAUCCUAGUGGAGUCUCAGGACCCUCCACUUUCACUCUUGAGUUCUCCUCCCCCCAGACGCAGGGCCAGACCUCAGGAUCCAGUGCUAGUCAUUGAUUCCCCCAACAGUUCCCGGGCUCAAUCUCCUUCCACCAGUGGUGGGUCUGGGUCCAAGAAUGAUGGUCCUGGGGAUAUGCGUAGAGCCAGAAAGCGAAAAUUCACAAUCCGCUGUUCAUAUUGUGGCGAGGAGGGCCACUCAAAGGAAACCUGUGACAAUGAGAGCAACAAGGCCCAGGUGUUUGAGAAUCUGAUCAUCACCCUGCAGGAGCUGACACAUGCAGAGGAGGAGGGGUCAAGAGAGGCCCCUGGCGAACCCGAUGAUCCUUCUGAGCCACAGUGAGGAGCUAGCCUCCAGCCUUAAAUGAACCCUAACCCAUAUUCAGAGUCCAGCAAUGGGAAAACUGGGGGGGGGGUGCUUCUAAUUGCAUGAAUUAAUCCACAAAGCUGCUGUCUUUUGGGGUGGAGGAGAAAAGUCUUGGAUACCAGCACAGUGGAGGGAGAUGGCCUGACCUCUGUCCUUUCUCUUCACCCCUCCUCCCCCGCUGCCUAAGAGUCUGUUUUCUGUGUGCCCAUUUCCUUGAUGGCUUUAUUCUCAUUGUGAAAGUGAUACAAUUCAUUGUUAAAUAUUCCAACAAUAAAGAAAAGUACAAAAGUACAAACCUUCCACCCUUAUAGAACCACUGUCAACCCUUUGAUGAAUGUUCUUCUAGAUAUUUCCCUAUACCUAUGUACCCAGAUAGAUAUAUGUAUAGAUAAAAGUGAUCAAAUAUAAGUGCUGUUCUAUAGUCUGUAUUUUUUCACCAAACAAUAUAUGUUGUGGGCUGCUUCUAUGUCAAUAAAUAUAUAUCAGCAUCUA